Messenger RNA from Seminavis robusta, 795 nucleotides. The record is from the annotation of a GenBank genome assembly. NCBI's taxonomy places the organism in Eukaryota, Bacillariophyta, Bacillariophyceae, Naviculales, Naviculaceae.
GCCACAACAGCCACAGAGAAGAUGAUGUCCAAUACCACCGCCGACGACUUGGCACUGCUAGAAAAGGCUCAAGCUCUUGUCGAAGUGGAGCAGCUACUCACAUCCACUCUAGAAAAGGUGGAACCAUGGUUGCUGGGAAACGCCACAACCAACAUUGAUCCCAAUCGACCCCGUGUCCGUCCGAUUCCACAAACCAUGGAACAAGUCAACCAUGUUCUCGCCGUGGCGCGCAACUUGGCCAGUCGAACAUCGGCACCAGCGGCAUGGAAUCCAGCAGCACCCGUGGUGGGAUUUUCCACUCCCAAUCCUCUACCUCACCAACUGCGUGGAGGCGCCUUGGCGGCCCUUCAAUUGGAACGGGCCCGACAAGACGAACGAGAUCGAAAGCGACAAAAGGUACAAGAAGAAGAAAAGGAAAAGACCAAAAAGGAAGCUGCGGCGCAGCCAAAGGGAGAUGCAAGAGGGGAACAGCAUCAUGCGGCAGCUGCUGCGGCUCGUAGGGCUGCUCGGGCAGCGGGAGAAGCUCAUGCCAGACGUAAUCCACAGCAGCAACAAAAGAUCAGUAUGAACCUCAGUGACAGCAGUAGUAGCAGCGAAGAGGAAGAGGACAGUGAUUGAUUAGUUUUCAUAUUUAUGUGGUGCAACUUGAAGAAGUAAAAGAAACUAGAAUGUUUUGAUUGAUUGGUACCAAAAUAUCAUCCAAGACGGAGGCUCAGGUGGAAUCAAUAAUAGAUCGAAACCAGUGAUUGGUAUCACUUGAUAUUAAUAGCUAGCCACCUCGACUGACAAGCUGGU